Molecule: messenger RNA, 1861 nt
Organism: Megalobrama amblycephala (Wuchang bream)
Lineage: Eukaryota; Metazoa; Chordata; Actinopteri; Cypriniformes; Xenocyprididae
Product: stonustoxin subunit beta-like
Exons: 1
Coding region: 48-599 (183 amino acids)
Molecular function (GO): protein binding
Source: RefSeq, a predicted model, not a curated record
AAGAGUUCAGAUACAUUAAAAAAUCAGAUUCAUAAUUCCUGAUUCUGAUGUGUUUCUCUCCACCAGAUUCCCAUCAGCUCACUCUGGAUCCAAACACAGUGAAUAAACACCUCUGUCUGUCCGAGAGGAACAGAGUGAUUACUAUCACUGACACAGUCCAGCCGUAUCCUGAUCAUCCAGACAGAUUUGAUGUGUAUCAGCAGGUUCUGUGUAGAGAGAGUGUGAGUGGAUGCUUUUACUGGGAGAUUGAGUGGAGUGGGAGUGUGCAUAUCUCAGUGUCAUAUAAGAGCAUCAGCAGGAAGGGAGGGGGUUAUGAGUGUGCAUGUGGAUAUAAUGAUCAGUCCUGGAGUUUGAGCUGCUCUUCCUCCAGAUUCUCAUUCUAUCAUAAUAACAUACGCACUGUUCUCCCUGUAGAGUCCAUCAGCUCUAGAAUAGGAGUGUAUGUGGAUCACAGUGCAGGAACUCUGUCCUUCUACAGCGUCUCUGACACAAUGAGCCUCAUCCACACAGUCCAGACCACAUUCACUCAGCCACUCUAUCCUGGGUUUUAUGUUGGUUCUGGAUCAGUGAAACUGUGUUGGUUUCAGAAUAAACUGUAGAGAGAUUUUACCCAUAAUACUUUGAGCUGCAUGAUAAAUCAACUGAUAAUAACAAUAAUAAUAAUAACAAAAUAAUACUAAUAUUAAUCACUGAAAUAACAGAAUAAAUGUGUGUAUUAAAUCCUAUAGAGACAGUAAGAAGUGUGUGUGUGUUCAUUGAUUUAGUUUUUAUUGUAGUGACAUAUACAUAAAUGAAUAAGUACUAUCAAAAGUAAUUUUCAGUUAAAUGAUCAAACACAGGGUUCAUUACAAAAUGAACAGAUUGAGGACAGUGUGGUUUUGAAUAAUGAAGUAACAGAAACAGUCGUGAACAAUGUGAGGAGUGAAGAUGUGGAAAAUUACAUUAAUAGUGGAGAAAAUAGUGUUGGAGAAAAAUCACAAUUCAAAAUGUGAUGAGAGAUGAGAGAUAUGCUCUUUAUGAGAUUUCAGAUAUUGGGUCACAAGUGAUGUAAAACAUGAACUCUUUAGAUCAGGGGUGCCCACACUUUUUUGCCUGAUGAUCUACUUUUAAAAUGAUCUACCAACCAAAAAAAAAAAAAAAAAACGGCUUAAUUGUUGCUACUACUGCAUGAAUCUCUACAUGGAAUUCAGUAAAAUAAAAUGUUCAUUGUUGAAAUUCAAUUUGAACAAUUUUCAAUUUUAAUACACUUACAGCACAACAGAUUACAUUAGCCAGGGCAUUUACCUUAUUCUGAUGACUUGCACUGAAUAGAAUCGGACAGUUUUACAUAAUCUUUGUCGACAAAACACAGCUGCCAUUGUCUAAACUGGUGUCAAUCAACACUGACGGAGCACAUGCGAUGGUCGGCCGUUCAAACGGAUUCAUUAUUAAGAUACAAGGAGGAGGAUGCUCUUCCCGACUUCCUUAAUUAUACACUAACAAGCUCUAUGUGCGAAAAUGCAGAACAUGAAAGAGAUCGUGGAUGUGUUCAUGAAAAUCGUCUGCUCAAUACGUGCACGCUCACUUCAGCAGAGACGACUGUUUGUUUCGUGCGUAUUUGGAGGAAGCCGACUUCACGCGCUGUUCUCCGGCUAGUUGUCAUGGCAACUGAAUAAACAAAAAUCUUGCCUGGUAAAAAAUGUAUUAGUCAAAUGCAACUCAGUCUCAGACAGAAACUAAAAGGACAAGAAAUUGCAUCGUUAUAUUUCUUUUUAUUAAAAUGUAACAAAAGCAUUUAUUAUAAUUGUGUGCGAUCUACCAUCAUUGUCUUUGCGAUCGACUGGUAGAUCGCGAUCGACCUAUUGGGCACCCCUGCUUUAGA